UUGAACAAUGCACACGAGUAUUCCUCCUCAACCCUCGUCGUCGGCGUGUACCGCGUGCUUUAUUUUCAUCGAGCUUGUCCGCGUGCGGAUCGAGAGUGUCUUCCGCAGAGGCGCGUGCAUGUGUGCCAGGUCCUUCUCCGAGGACCCUUGGCUCAGUGAGUGUCACGCUCUCCCACACGGAUGACACUUUCUUCGCGUCUCGACUGCUCCGCAACCGCGUUUAGUUAGCCAAUUUAAAAUCAAUUUUAACGUGACAAUGUUAUACAAAUGUGCAGGAUCGAGAGUGAUUUUAGGCUGAUUUUAAUAUUCGUUGGAAAAAGUGACUCGUUCAAUUUGUUUCAAGUAUUUGAUUUUUGUGUCCGUCGCCCUUAAAAUGAACGUCGAGGAGACCCAAGUCGGCUGGUUCCAAAUACUUCUUCUCUUUUUACUUUCCAUCAAUUAUGUAAUCGUCUCCAUGAGCCAUGCGCUUCCGGUUUUUCAAAAUUAUACUCCCAAAUUCUAUUGCGAGUCUUCCGAUGGAACGAACAGAACCUACGGCUGCCUGCCCUCCAUGAGCUUGCCGAACGCCUCCCUCCCAACAGACAGACAGAAUCAGAACAAUGGCGACUCGUGCACCAACGGAUACUCCUGGGAGGCUGAGAUCACCGAGAGAAGCGUCGUCACCGAUUGGAGUUUGAUAUGCGAGAAAAGCUACCUCAUUUAUCUCGGACCAACGGUUUAUUACGUUGGAAUCUCAAUAGGCGCCUCGCUUGCUGGCAUUUUGGCUGAUCGCGUCGGCAGACUUCCGGUUCUCGCGAUAUGCUUGUACAUUCAGGGUACCAUGGCUGCUGCCACUUACAUCGUCCAGAGUUAUCCUGCCUUCCUCGUGCUCCGGGGGCUCCAAGGAGUAUUUGCCCAAGGUUUACAAAACACUUCGUACAUUCUGACGCUGGAAUUGUUCCCGAAAAACUUUCGUACGAUCGUCGCAACGACGAUGGAGCUUUUUUGGGCCCUCGGCGUCAUCUUGCUCGCUGGGCUGAGCCACAUGAUACCGGAUUGGAGGAUCCUCCAGCUGGCUGUAUCCGUGCCGACUGCGGUCACAGUUCUUUACAUCUGGAUAAUCCCAGAGUCGCCUCGGUGGUUGCUGGCCAAGGGGAAGUCCACGGAGGCCGAUAUUUCGCUGGAGAAAAUAGUCAAGUACAACGGCUGUUGCUCGCGGAAAAAUCGGCAGACUCUCGUCGCGGAGACUGAAAGUGUCAGUGCGAGUUCGACGCCUGCGAAACCCGAGCGGAAGUCGCGCCUCGUGAGGUCGGACGGGGCGAGCAAAGACGCUCGGAACGAGGGGGACGAGGCUUGCGAACUUACGAACUUGCUGACACCGCCGAAUCCGGCUCAACGCAAGUCUCGAAGAACGAGCCUCCGUGCCAUUACGGAAAACCUGGAAAAACGAUUGUCGAACGUCGAGCUUCCGAGUCCGGAAAUAAGCGUCGGGGAAGCAGAGGACACGACCUGCUGCGAUACGCCGCUCGACCUCGCCACGUCGAGCUCCAAUAAUUACUCCGAAGCUCGAAAAACGUCGACGAACUGCGAGACCGAUUCUCGCGUUAAAAAUCCUGAGGACGAUGAAGUAUUGAUCGUGAGAAACUCGAGCACGGAAAUUCAUAACGAGGAACAAAACAUCGGCGCUACGAAAAAAGAGGAUACACCGGAUAUCGAAAAAGUACAAGAAGCAGGUGUCAAUACGAGGAGAAACAGAUUCCUCAGUAAAUAUCUCAUCAUUAUGGCGUGUCAAUGGUUCACCGCAUCCGUUACACGAGGCAUUUUCAACGAUUUAACACCGGAGCUGAGUAAAAAUCGGCACGUGAGUUUUGCGAUUGGUGGUGGGCUGGAAAUGAUCGCUUACGUGCUCACCUACUUCGCACUCUCGAGAUACGGACGGAGAAUUCCGAUGAGUCUCUGUCAAUUCGUGAAUUGUGUUGUUUGCAUAACGGUCGGCGUUAUUGCCGUUUUUACGCAUUCUAACAUUGUUUGGAUCGGACCGUCAAGGAUCGUGUUUUUGCUUAUCGGUAAAAUAUCCGUCGUAUCCUUAAUCGCCACAGCUUAUCUCUUCACCGUCGAAAUAUUUCCGACCGUAAGACGAGGCGCGUGCUUAGGGCACUGCGCCAUCACUGGGAUGCUCGGUAGCCUGAGUUCUCCACAUAUUUUGUCAAUCAGGAACCACACAACGAUCGCAGCUCCCAUGUCGAUCACAGGAUCUUUGUGUUUGGUUUCCGGUUUGAUAAGCCUCUUGCUACCGGAAACGAUGAACGAAGCUUUGCCGGACAGGGUCAUUCAGAUUGGGCGAACGUUAACGAAAAACAAGAUCGGAGUGGCGAAUUGUGAGGGCGAAAAGGCCGAAGAGGAGGCUUCCAAAAGUGAAAUAUUACGAGAGAAGCUUUAUUCCGAGGAUUGGGUGGAUGCGGGCAACGGAAUAAUAGUUACUUUUUCCGAGAACAAAAAUUAGCUCGCUUGUAGUUUGAAUGAAGUUAUAAUCUCGAAUUAGAGGCUGCAAGACACACCAAAGGAAUUUGCCGAGUUCAAUCGCUCGAGUUGAUCGGCUCGAAAACAUGGGAGAACCUCGAAACAAUCUAAAAACAAAAAAGAACUUCGUAUGCGAUGAUUUAUUCAUUGAACAAAAAAGAAUCUUAACAAGUAUUAAUUAAAAUGUAUUUACGCUUUAAGUAACGUUUAAGUCUCGGCGUGAUAAGUAUUAAAAAUGACCGAUUGUGUUGAAAUUCACACAAUAAAUAUACGAUGGGAAUGUC
This is a messenger RNA of Venturia canescens, 2783 nucleotides long. RefSeq names its product solute carrier family 22 member 7-like. Lineage: Eukaryota; Metazoa; Arthropoda; Insecta; Hymenoptera; Ichneumonidae. Gene Ontology annotation, molecular function: transmembrane transporter activity. Gene Ontology annotation, cellular component: membrane. The transcript has 8 exons. Gene Ontology annotation, biological process: transmembrane transport. Bases 374 to 2482 code for a protein of 702 amino acids. The record is from RefSeq and is a predicted model, not a curated record.